GUCAGCCCUGUGUCACAUGACCAGUGUAAUAACAUUACUGACUGAAUGGAUGAUUCGGUUAGGCCAACAUCCUUUGCUGUAGAAAUGUGAACUAGAGUCUAGAUCUAGAUAUUCUAUCUCUCUUUACCCGGCAUAAGACGUUGGUGUAUUCAGUGAAGAAGUGAAGACUUACAAGGAGAGUGUCGCGUUUUGAGGUAUAAUUUCGUUUUCAAUAAAUUCUGUUAUUAUUCGAGAAGCAGCUUUUGAUUUCUAACUCUGAAAAAAGUCUGGUUUGCAGUUGGCGAGAGUUGUGGAUAGUUUCUGACAAGGCUACGUAUUCCACACCUUAAUUCUUGAUAGCGUUCUGGUCACCAUGGCAACGGUCGACACGGCUUCUGCUGGGUUGGUCCCCUUUGAUGUCACAACCGUCCUACUGACAGCAACGCUGGGACUGGUGGUAUACUUCGUCUACAGCCUUUUUAAACCUACAGAAGAGUGGGAACAGUAUGGCGUGAAACAGCCACAGCUUCCGAGGCUUGGAUUUGUAGAUUUCAGGGCUGGAUUUAAAAAGCUUUUGGAGGAGUACGGCGACACUGUUGGGUUGAAAAGGGCCAACCUUCAACUUCUCACACGAGACCUUGACCUUCUGAAAGAGAUACUGGUGAAAGACUUCAACUAUUUCGUGGAUAGGUCUACCGCACUGGUCUCAAACACAUCCAUAACCUCGAGUUUGUUCUUCGCAAAGCGGCAACACUGGAAGAAAUAUCGUCGUAUUAUGUCCCCAUCUUUCAGCACAGGCAAGCUGAAGGUUGUGGGCAAGACAGUAGAAGAAACAGCCCUGACACUUACCAGGUUUUUCGAAGAGUGUGCGCGGAAAGAUCAGCUGAUCCCCAUCAAAGAGACAACGGGCCAAUAUACUAGCCAGAUCAUUGCAAAGACAGCCUUUGGCUUCAGUACUGAUUGUAUUGGAAAAGAAGACGACCAGUUCACGUACUACUCCAAGCAUAUCUUUAAAAUCCGCAGUAAGAUAGCUAGGUAUUUUUUGGUGUUUCUUCUCAGGUUUCCGAUCGUGCAUCGGUUUCUAGUCAAGACACUGAAGCUGGAGUAUUUCGACCCUGUAUACCAAAAUGCUGAUCAGUACUUCAGAUCUGUUCUUAGCACAUCGGUCAAACACAGAGAACAAGUGCAGAGGGAAGGAAAAAAGAAUCCCACCGAUUUCCUACAGCAGCUCGUGAACGCUAAAACAGGUUCGCAGACAAAUGGCGAAAGGACGUCAACAGGUCUUGCAAAUGGACACGGUCCUGAGGUCUCUCAAUCACUGACAGAAGAGGAGCUUGUGGCACAGUCGCUCAUCAUUAUCUUUGCUGCCUUUGAGACCACAGCCACUACGUUACAGAUGGCUCUCUACCUGCUUGCUAAACAUCCCGACAUACAGGAAAAACUCUAUGAGGAGAUUCAGUCAGUUGUGACGUCACAGAGUCCGAGCCACGAGGAGCUGGGUCAGCUGACCUACAUGGAGCAAGUCAUUAACGAAACCCUGCGCCUCUACCCCCCGGCGCCACUGAUCACCAGGAAGGCUUCUGAGACCAGGACCUACGGAUCAAUCACCAUACCUAAAGGUGCUGAUGUCAUUGUCCCAAUUGGGAUGAUUCUGACAGACCCCAAACAUUUUCCUGAUCCCGAGAAAUUCGACCCUGAUCGCUUCACAGAAGAAAAUAAGGCCACGAGAAAUCCAAUGGCCUUCAUGCCUUUCGGGCAAGGUCCUCGGACCUGUAUCGGCAUGAGAUUGGCCUACCUGGAGUUAAAAAUGGCGCUCGUGCACCUGUUGAGGAAGGUCAAGGUUGAGAUGAACGAGAGAACGGAGCCAAAGAAAGGCGAAGACGUGGUUGUGUCGUCUCAAGGGUUGAUAGUCAUUGACAAGCCCAUCAAACUGGCCUGUAAAUUGAGAUAAAGCCAGGGAAAAACUAACAAACAAACAAACACACACAUAUACACACACAUACACACACACACACACACACACACACACACACACACACACACACACAUACACUUGUUAUUCUUUCUGACCAAGGAAAGCAGUUGCACUUUCUUUGUGAUACCAAGAAUAUUGUGUUUUUUUGCAAACACAAUACUUUUCUUAAGGGUUGUUUAUUACGAUAAAUUAUGCUUUGGUGUAGGCGAAUGAAGCUAAAGUGCAGCCUAGUACCGUAAGGUCAUAUUAUUAUAGUGUUUACAAACUUCGCAUUGUAGCGUUUUUAAACUCUUCUGCUCCUGGUCUACUUUUUAAUCUUGCAAAACAGCUUAUAGUAUUAUAGUUUAGUGCGUAGUACAAUAGAUGUUUAUGCAGCGACAAGCGACAUGAAUGCAGAACAAAGGAUUCUCACACUUUUGUCAAAUUAAAAAAACCGACCAAAUUUACAGUUUGCUCACGACGUUUAAUCAGAGAAACAAAGAAAUAUACAUUUGAGACGUUGAGUAAACAAUUGCCUCUCCGGUUCAUGUGACCAGAUGACAUUAAAUUAUCCAAGACAACUAAUUGUCUUUGAAAUAGUAUUUAAGUUCAAAUUCCUUAAAAACGUGAUUCAAAGUAAAACAGAUGCCUUUCAAAAUCAUAGUUGUUGUGGGACUUAUUACAGUAACUUUUUAUGUCCUACUUAACUUAUCUAAUGGAUCGCUACUGACCUUGGAAGCUGUGAUAUAACCAAAUUGCAGUCCAUAAAAAGCCACUGGGCACUUCUCGUGCCCUUUCAUUGAAUAAACUUGUGAUGUAUAUAC
Molecule: messenger RNA, 2757 nt
Organism: Aplysia californica (California sea hare)
Lineage: Eukaryota; Metazoa; Mollusca; Gastropoda; Aplysiida; Aplysiidae
Product: cytochrome P450 3A24
Exons: 9
Coding region: 353-1930 (525 amino acids)
Molecular function (GO): iron ion binding; monooxygenase activity; heme binding
Source: RefSeq, a predicted model, not a curated record